UCAUGUAAACAUGGUAUGUAUACUUUGAUACAAGUUAUGGAUGCAUACACGAUGUAGUGAAACUUCCGUGAAAAUGUAGAAGUAAAGUUUGGUAAUAGUGAAUAAGAAUAAAAGAAAAUGUUGAGCAUUUAUCGAUAUCGUGGAAACACAUUGGACGUAUUUGAUAAAACAUUCAAAACGACGUAAAUGUAUACACGUGCUUUAUGACUUAACCUUAUUUCUUUGUUAUUGUUUCACAUAAAAUCCUACAAAUAUAAGUAAAGAAAUAUGACAUCACGAGAGAUUUUAACUAUUCAAUUGGGUCAUUAUUCUAAUUUUAUUGGCACACAUUGGUGGAAUUUGCAGGAAUCUAAUUUUUCCUAUGAUCCGAAUAAUCCAUCAGAAAUAAAUCACGAUGUUUUAUAUAGAGAAGGGGAAAAUUUCAAGAAACAGCUAACUUACACACCCAGAUUAUUACUCGUAGAUCUAAAAGGAUCAUGUGGAUACUUGAAACAAGAAGGUUCUUUGUAUAGUAUUCCUCGAGACGAAGAAACGAAAUGCUUGUGGGACGAAGAAAAGGUAGAAGUAACAAAAGAGGAAGCAGCAACUAAAUCAUCGUUUGUUAGAAGUUUAGAGGAGCCAACUGAAAAUUUCGAAUCGACAGCUCAGAAUUUAGAAGAUUACGUUAAUUGGUGGGUGGAUUAUUUGGUACCUAGGUUUCAUCCCAGAACAGUGAAUAUUAUAAAAGAGUAUAAACAUGGUUGUACAACACAACCAUUCAAUAUUUUUACUUAUGGAAGAAGUUUAUGGAAUACGGAGCAAUUUUCAGAAGAUUUUGCCGAUAGAAUAAGAGCGUAUGUAGAAGAGUGCGAUUUAAUGCAAGGUUUUCAGAUAAUUCUAGAUUCCGUGGAUGGAUUCGCAGGACUGGGUACGUCGUGUAUGCAGUACUUAAAAGACGAAUACGAAAAAAGUAUAUUGUCUUUUCCAUGUAUCGACAGUAAAACGAGCGAACCUUCUGUAUCGAAUUUGAUCAAAUCGCUAAAUACAGCUCUAUGUUGGCAACAUGCAGGAGAAUAUUCUUCCUUGUAUAGCCCACUCUGUUGCGGAGAAGCGGGCUGGCCUCAGGCCGGUGAGCCAAGAGCAUUUAAUCAUUUAAUAUACGAUGCUGAACUAAAGUAUCAUAGCAGUGCACUCUUAGCAACUGCUUUAGAUACGCUAACGAUUAGAUACAGGCGUAAAGAGUAUCCAAACGUUGUUUUGUCCGAUUUGUGCGCGGACCUUAAUCAGUUCGGUCGACAAGCAGUCGCAACGAGUUUAACCCUGCCAUUCCCCAUGAUGACGAAGAUGGAUCUGAUCGAUGUGCUGGACGAAUUCGAGGGAACCUUGUGGACUAGCUUAACACCAAGUUGCGAAAUACCAAUGGAUAGAAAUAUGCAAAGCGUAGUUUUACGAGGGAUUUCCGAAGACAGAUUGAAACGACCUAUUUCUCACGCGAUGAAACAAAUGUCGAAACCGGCGUAUCGAUGUUCUAGCGUACACGAGAUGAUGAUGCUUUAUUUAGCGUGUACUUGUCAUGCAUCUGCUACGUAUUUAUCGACCAUUUCGUCGCCGCUGAGCAUAAAGGAGCCGUUCCCGAAAAUUUUUAAUAACGAUAUCACCGAAAACGGAGAAAUUGCAAGAUGGCCGGUAGGGACAGAUGUUCAGUCGGUUCCUGUUAUGGCUGGUUUGCACAGUGGAAGUAGUCUCGGUAAGAUGUACGAAUCUUUGCACGAACUGUUGAGCAAAAUAAAAAGCAUCAAGAAAUUUCACGCGUUUACGGAAUCCGGUUUAGAAGAGGACGAGUUCAAAGAAUGUCUGGAUCAUCUGCUCGAUUGCAAAGAAAAUUAUGAAGAUCAUUAUUCAUGAGGAAAAUUAACCAAUCGAAUCGAUUUUAUUUUUCAAUUCUGUUUGUAAUACAUUGCACUUAAUUUUCGAAACUCGAAUUAACGCUUUAACUUCCUAGCUGCCCUCUCUGCUGGUAUCGGCGUCGUUGGAUAAUAGUUUUUUACAUUUUGCCAAUAAAUUUGAUUUACAAAGAAAAAA
Messenger RNA from Megachile rotundata (alfalfa leafcutting bee), 2061 nucleotides. It is a transcript of the gene mst, whose product is annotated as misato mitochondrial distribution and morphology regulator. Gene Ontology annotation, biological process: mitochondrion organization. NCBI's taxonomy places the organism in Eukaryota, Metazoa, Arthropoda, Insecta, Hymenoptera, Megachilidae. Gene Ontology annotation, cellular component: mitochondrion; cytoplasm. The record is from RefSeq and is a predicted model, not a curated record.